AUGCAUCCGUACCUCCUCCUCGCCAUCUACUGCUGCCACAUCUACCUGAUCCUAGAUCUCGGUCUCGCCUCCAUUGCCAAGAUCGCCACCGGUCUCCUUGGCCUCGAGCUGGAGCCCCAGUUCAACAACCCCUUAGGCGCCUCCUCCCUUCAGGACUUUUGGGGCCGCCGCUGGAACCUCAUGGUCUCUUCCAUCCUCCGCCCCUCCGUCUACGACCCCGUCCAAGCCCGCUGGGGGCUCGACGCCGGCAUCCUCGCCACCUUCUUCGUCUCCGGCCUCAUGCACGAGCUCAUGUUCUACUACCUCACCUUGGCACUUCCCACCGGGGAGGUUACCGCGUUCUUCGUCCUCCACGGGCUGCUCAUGGUGGCGGAGAGGAAGGCCCGGAAGGCCGGCUGGUGGCGGCCGCACCCCGUCGUGGCGACGCCGCUUGCACUCGGGUUGAUCGUCGGCACCGGGUACUGGCUUUUCUUCCCGCCCCUCCUGAGAGGUGGGGCCGACGCGGUGGGGCUGGCGAAGUUUUCUGCUGUGAUGGAAGUUUUCCAAACCCCCUCACUGCCUCCUAGUAUCUCCAAGUUUGGGAUCUCCGACUAUUCGAGCCUAUGGCAGAGAAGGUGCUUGAUCUUACUCUCUCUUAAACCUCCUUCUCAUUAG
Messenger RNA from Phoenix dactylifera (date palm), 654 nucleotides. The record is from RefSeq and is a predicted model, not a curated record. NCBI's taxonomy places the organism in Eukaryota, Viridiplantae, Streptophyta, Magnoliopsida, Arecales, Arecaceae.